AGCAGCCGAGCUGAGGAAAGGCGACGGCCUGCCGAUUUCUCCUCGUCCUAAAACCCUAACCCCAACUCCCCACCCCACACUCGUCUUGCCGGCGGCGGGGACGAUGAGGGCUAUCACCGGCGGCGUCGUCUCCUCCGAGCCCUGUUCCCUCCGCACGGCCGCCCUCUUCCUCAUACGCUUCUCCAAGUCUGCCGCCUCCCACCUACCCUCCUCCGACUGCCAUACCUACCUCCGCACCGUGACCGACGCCACAAGACAGCUCGGCCGCUUCCGCAAGGAGCUCGGCGCCAGGCAACUACAGGGCGACGCCAACUUCGAUGCCCAUGGCUACGAGGAUCCGGUGGAUGGCCGUAGAAGGCACCAAGACCAGGAGAGCGAAGGGGGCAUGUCGGUUGCCGCUGAUGGUUCCCACCGCGAUUCUGCCGCGGGGGCGGAGCUAGAUCUUGCCUCCGGUAAGAAGAAGGCCAAGAAGAAGAAGAAGAAUGAGAAUCCACAGGAGGAUAGAGCGGUUGCCCGUGCUGACUCGCACAUCCCCCCUUCACCAGAAAUUGCCACUGAGAAGAGGAAGAAGAAGAAGCAUCCGAAUAAGGAAAUCAUCGUCGAUGUGAAGGUUGAAGAAGAGCUGGUGAGUGAAAAGAAGAAGAGCAAGAAGAAAAAAGAGAAGUUUCAUGUGAAACUGGAAGAGGAUGUGAAUGCGGUGGAAGAGAAAAUCGUGAAUGGCAGUGAAGAAAGAGUUGCCAGAACAGAGAGGGAAAGGAAGAAAAAGAAGCAUGAACAAGAGGAAGGCCGCACUGAGGUUGUGAAGGAGGAGAAGACAAUUGCUGAUGGUGAUCUAGACAUAGAGAAGAAGAGGAAAAAGAAGAGGGAUAGAGGUGACAUUUAUGACAAUGGUUCAGAGCUGGUAGAACAUACAAAGAAGAAGCAAAAGAAGCAUUCUGGAGAUUAGUUAGGAGAAUCCUUACUCAUUGGAGAUGUAUGGGAAUUUGUGGUGGGUGUGGUUGUUUUUGCUGUUGUAUUUUGGGCUUCAAUUUGAUUAAGGUUGGGCUCUUUUGGCUACAGUGCUAGACUCCACUGUUUUGUUCUGUAUAACAUCCAAUUUAUAUGCCAUGGCCAUGAGGCUCAAUCAAUGAUAUUACCAUUUGAAUCGUUA
Sorghum bicolor (sorghum) is the source of this 1150-nucleotide messenger RNA. Its product is annotated as glutamic acid-rich protein. The record is from RefSeq and is a predicted model, not a curated record. Bases 104 to 946 code for a protein of 280 amino acids. The transcript has a single exon. NCBI's taxonomy places the organism in Eukaryota, Viridiplantae, Streptophyta, Magnoliopsida, Poales, Poaceae.